Molecule: messenger RNA, 552 nt
Organism: Oncorhynchus masou masou (cherry salmon)
Lineage: Eukaryota; Metazoa; Chordata; Actinopteri; Salmoniformes; Salmonidae
Product: calmodulin-regulated spectrin-associated protein 2-like
Exons: 6
Biological process (GO): cytoplasmic microtubule organization; negative regulation of microtubule depolymerization
Cellular component (GO): microtubule minus-end
Molecular function (GO): microtubule minus-end binding; calmodulin binding
Source: RefSeq, a predicted model, not a curated record
AUGUCACUGGCUGCCAUGGAGACGGUGGGCAAGGUUAAGAUGACUGCAGAGGCAGAGAAAAUGGGAGGCGGGGCUCCGUGGGAGAAUGCCCUCCUCUUCUGGGUUAACCGGUUGAAUCAGAAGUUGAGAGAGAGCACUGAGGAUGAGGAGGUCCCAACAUGCACAGACCCACAGCCUGUUCAACCAACAUGUCCCACCCGCUGGUACUGGAAACUGGUCCCACAUGCCAUCGCUUUUUGUUUGAAGGAGGAGUCUGGGAAUAAACCUCCAGUGAUCCGUUAUAGGAAGGAUAAGGUUCUGUCUAAGCAGACUCCUACUUUUCCUCUGGUGUCUGGUGUAAGGGAUUUGUCUAAUGGCUGUGCUAUAGCUGCUGUUCUGCACUACUACUGUCCUGACCUGCUGCCACUGGAGGAUGUGUGUCUGAAGGACACCAUGUCAGUGGCAGACAGUCUGUAUAACCUGCAGCUGAUCAGAGAGAUCAGUGAGACCAGUCUACAGAGGUGCUGUCACCUGGAGCUGGAGGACCUGCUCUACGCCCCGCCCACACUACAC